AGAUAUUGAAAACAGACUGGACGCAUUUAUUAUCACUCCUCAGUUAGUUAUUUUAUAGUUUACAUAUCUAGGUAACUAUUAGAGCUUUUGAAGACAAUGUCUUUGAAAAUAGAAGCUGAAACGAAACUUGAUUCAGAGCCGUGUGUGUUGACCUUCGGCAACAAAUUGUUUGUUGGCUCUGAAGAUGGGUCGAUUAAAACCUUUGAAGCUAAUUUAACACCAAAAGAGUCAUGGACAGCGCAUGCAGUGCAGCCAUUUGCAUUGGCGACUGACGGUGACACCUUGUAUUCGUCAUCAAAUGACGGAGGAAUCAGAGUCUGGUCCAUGAAGGGUGACCAAAUCACUGAGCUGCCCUCUUCUGGGGCAGAUGUGGGAGCCUUGCAUGUGUUCGACAGACAACUUUAUGCCGGCGAUGAGGACGGAAACAUAAUUAUUUACGAAAAGAAUGAAAUGAAGGCGAAAUACAAUGUUUUGGAAGAAGUGAAAGAUCUUUGCUUCACCCCUCCAUUCCUGUUUACAGUUCGGGAUCUCUACGUCACCGUUACUGAGAUAAAACCUGAAGAAUCAAAAACACGUUUUAUGACACGACACACUAUGGAAGGACGAGCUCCCUUACGGAUAUCUGGAAACCGACUCCUGUUCAUGUCCAGAGAUGGCAAUAGCUUGCGGUUACACGAUGCUUCCGUUGAUACCAGUUUCAAAUCACUCGAUGAAGUCAAGGUUAGCGACAUGAUCUUAACAAGUUUGUCUACAAGCGGUCAGUACGCAUGGACUGGUGGUUGGGAUGGCGUCGUGCGCCGAUAUAAGAUGGCCGGUGACAAACUGGAAGCAGCUGGAGACAUUAACCUUGGUGGUUGUAUCAAUUCGCUCGUCGCUGCUGGUGGCUCCGCCUAUGUAGCUGUGUCUGGAGGCAAAUUAGUUCACCUGCGCGCUGCAUAGGCGAUAAAACCAGAUGUUUAUUAUGCUACAGUUAAAUACAGGGUCAUAACCUGUACUACAGGGCGUGUGAGCUAGGCUGGCGCAAGAUACUAGUUAGGUAGUUUACCAGCUGCUUUAUGAUACUCUACAGCACUGCUGUGUGUGUGUGAAUGCAAAGAGAUUUUUUGUCAUAAUAAUAUGUAGCCACUAUUUAAGAGUGUAAAAUAUGAUGUUUGACCACAGGAAUGUACUACCAUUAUGAUUUAAUAAAGAGAACUGAAAAAAGGG
Molecule: messenger RNA, 1206 nt
Organism: Spodoptera exigua (beet armyworm)
Lineage: Eukaryota; Metazoa; Arthropoda; Insecta; Lepidoptera; Noctuidae
Source: the annotation of a GenBank genome assembly